GCCACUUUAUAAUUUCACACAACAUAAAUUUCAUUUUAUACUAAAUUAAACAUUGUAUUAUAAUAUAGCAACAUGAAUUAUAUAUUGUGCUUGGGCAUUGUAAUGCUAUGUGGUGCGAAUGUAUGUCGAUCUGCAAACGUGAACAUCACGAUAGAAGUUAUGAAAAAGGAUAACUCUAGCGUUAAAGUCACCCUAACUCCAGGUAUCAUCACCAGCAUCGAAACGUUAAGUAACGUAACUGUGACCAAGGAUAAACAACCAUUCUAUAGCUACAAGCUAGGAAGUGCCAUGAUCAAAUUCUCGACAGACAAAGUGACAAAGGGCAAGGAUGUAAACUUAAAUUGCUCAUUUACCCUCCAGAAAGGGUCUGACUCACUUAAUUCAGUGCGACUAUACAAAGACAAUGGCUUAUUCUAUAGCACAGACUACGAGGAGUAUAAACCUAUAAGAGGUGUUGAGAAGUAUAAGCAACCAGAUUUAAAACUAUUUGACGGCACUAAAUUAACUGGUGCCCUCACCACCACUAUUCAGAAUGUGACCAAGGAUACAGCCGGUAAAUAUAAGUGUGAAGUGGAGUUCUAUAAUGGUACUAGGUGGCUCAUGCAAGUUGAGUCAUCCCUGUCCAAUGCCUACCAACACUUGUUGUCAUACGUGUUGGCGAUUAUGUGUAGUAUUGGCUUAAAUAUAAGCAAGGACGGACAGGUAUUUUACAGAUACGACAAUCGCACUAAAAACCUGCCUAUCUUUAAGCAAAUACCCGGUAUAAAUAAAAUCGUGAGUUUGUCUCCGGGUAUUUUCAUAAUCAACAAUAUAAACAAGACAACUGCCGGUCACUACGUGUGCACCGUUUACUACAACAACAACCGGUCCUUCAGUUCCCGUGAUUUCAAUAUACGUAUUCAUGUGAAUACAGUCACAUUUUUGAGCCAGUCAAGUGACCCGGGUAAAUAUGACCAACACGUCCAUAAGAUGUAUUUACACAGACAUGAGGCGCGACCCAUGAAGCGGAGAAGUACCCCGGAGAAUGUAACCCUCGCUAUAACUCCUCAUAAAAUCACGAAGGGAAGGGAUGUAAAGCUGAGGUGUGGUUACCAUUUGGUGCCAAUUAAUGAUGCGUUUAUUGAUAUUAGACUUUACAAACACAAUCAACUAUUCCUCAGACAAAUCAAUGCAACGAAC
Messenger RNA from Oppiella nova, 1179 nucleotides. Lineage: Eukaryota; Metazoa; Arthropoda; Arachnida; Sarcoptiformes; Oppiidae. The record is from the annotation of a GenBank genome assembly.